Loxodonta africana (African savanna elephant) is the source of this 5872-nucleotide messenger RNA. RefSeq names its product solute carrier family 4 member 9 (gene SLC4A9). The record is from RefSeq and is a predicted model, not a curated record. Gene Ontology annotation, cellular component: plasma membrane; basolateral plasma membrane. Gene Ontology annotation, molecular function: monoatomic anion transmembrane transporter activity; sodium:bicarbonate symporter activity; solute:inorganic anion antiporter activity. Gene Ontology annotation, biological process: bicarbonate transport; regulation of intracellular pH; transmembrane transport. Lineage: Eukaryota; Metazoa; Chordata; Mammalia; Proboscidea; Elephantidae. Bases 1357 to 4299 code for a protein of 980 amino acids. The transcript is spliced from 22 exons.
CCCCCCCAGGCAGGAACAGAGCCAGUGUAGCUAGAAAGGAAUGUGUGAGGAAGAAUGGUAUGAGAUGUGAUCAGAGGUGGGCUGGGGUCAGACUAUGGAUUCUGCAGGCCAUGCCAAGAGGCUGACAUUUCUUCUAGGAGUUGUUGUUAAUUGACUCAACGAGGUUCUGACUCGUAGCAACCCUAUGUGUUGCAGAGUACAACUGCUGCAUAGGGGUUUCUUGGCUGUAACUUUAAUGAAAGCAGAUCACCAGACCUUCCUCUGUGAUACUGCUGGGUAGGUUCGAACCACCAACUUUUAGAUUAGCAAUUGAGCACAAACCAUUUGCAUCACCUAGGGACCUGCUUCUAGGAGUAAUAGGAAUGUGUUUGGUGAAUUCUGAGCAGAAGAGUAAUGUGGCUUGAUUGCCUUUUAUAAGGACCCCUAUGGCUGCUGUGUGGAGAAUGGACUUUGAGGGAAUGGAGGAAAAGUGGAAGCAAGGAGAUUAUUGCAAGAGUCUAGAAGGCUAUUGAAACAAUUCAGGUUGAAAAUGAUGGUGACUUGGAUCAGGGUCGUGGUGCCGGAGGUUGGGAGAUGUGGUUAGAUCCUGGUAUAGUUUGAAGAUAGAAGCAAGAGGACUUGCUAGUAGACCAAAUUCUCCUUUGCUCAUUUAUCUCAGGAAUCCUUCACAUACAACCUGCAGCUGGAUCCUCUGUCCUUAUUGGGGGACUGAGAGGAGCAGACCCCAAGAACGAAGCUAAAUUGGGGAAUUAUCAUUGACUCAGGAGUUUAAGACUCAGGCAUUGUGUUCACCAUGAGCUGCCUUCACUUCCCAUCACUGAAUGGGCAGGGCCUCUCUCUGCUGCUUCCCUUAACCUGCUUGGCUUCCAUAGAACUAGUUAUUUACUGGGUCCCUAUUUGUCCAAAUGAAUGUGCCUGUGACCACUGGGCUGUGUUGGUGAUACCCAAAACAAUCCUCGGUGUUUGUUGUUUGUAUAUGAUACAAGGUAGGGGACAGUAUAUUCUGGGGGUGGUGUCCCUCAGACCCAGGCCAGCCACUUACUCCUGUUUUCACACAACACAGUGGGGUCAGACCUGAUCCCACAGGAAAUGCACAUACACACCUUGGCCCCAGAUUGGGCAUUUCUGGAGAGCCUGGGAAAGGCCAAGUUGGCCUUACAAAACACUCUUAAGCAGGGGUGAGGGGGUGGCAGGCAGGAGGAGGAGGUGACCUUGUCUGCUCUGGAGUAAGCAGGCCUUGCUGUUUUUGUUGUUAUGCAAUGAGAGGUGCAUUAUAAAUGCAGCCAAACAGAGAGCCCCUGGCUUCAGAACCCAGGACUACCUCAAGUCCCAAGAUUCUGUACAAGCCUCACCAAGAUGAAGCUGCCAGGCCAGGAGGAGUUUGAAGCUCCCAGUGCUUCUGAAAAUGUUCCUGCAGGGCAGCUGGAUAUCAGCCUUAGCACUGGUCCCAGCCCUGAAGGCCCUUCAGACACAGGCAGUAGAGAACUGGGGGUACCCAAGGACCCACUGCUCUUCAUUCAGCUGAAUGAACUGCUGGGCUGGCCCCAGGCUCUGGAGUGGAGGGAGACAGGCAGUUCCUCUUGGUCCCUGCUCCUGGACCUGGGAGUGAUGCCCCCAAUAACACCACCCACCCCCUUCCCUCACAGGUGGGUGCUGUUUGAGGAGAAGCUGGAGAUGGGUGCAGGUCGGUGGAGCGCCCCCCAUGUGCCCACCCUGGUGCUGCCCAGCCUCCAGAAGCUCCGCAGCCUGCUGGCCAAGGGCCUUAUACUGCUGGACUGUCCAGCUCAGAGCCUCCUAGAGCUCAUAGAGCAGGUGACCAGAGUGGAGUCUCUGAGCCCAGAGCUGAGAGGGCAGCUGCAGGCUUUAUUGCUGCAGAGACCACAGCACUACAUCCAGACCACAGGCACCAGGCGCUGGUGGGGAUCUGCUCACCCAAGAGAGACUUCUCUUGAUGAGAAGGAACAGCAUCAGAACCCCCUGAGAAAGAAGCUGCCUCCAGGGACUGAGGCAGGGGCUGUGCUGGCCGGAGAGCUGGGCUUCCUGUCACAGCCGCUAGGGGCGUUUGUGCGGCUUCGGGAUCCAGUGGUGCUGGGGACCCUCACUGAGGUGCCCCUCCCCAGCAGAUUUUUCUGCCUUCUGCUCGGCCCCCCAGUGCUGGGACGGGGCUACCAUGAGCUGGGCCGGGCAGCUGCAGUCCUCCUCAGUGACCUGCAAUUCCAGCGGUCAGCUCGUCGGGUCAGCAACGUCCAUGACCUUCUGACGGCCCUGGAUGCCUUCCUGAAGGAGGCGACAGUGCUCCCCCCAGGUCGGUGGGAUCUGACAGCCCGGAUUCCCCCGCCCAAAUACCUGCCCUCUCAGCAUAAAAGACCGCUCUCACAACUGCGGAAGGUCAAGGACCCCUCCGCCCCACAGGGGGCCCCGGCUGAGGACAGGCGCGGCCAUGGGCCGCCCCCGCCCAACCCGGAGUUACUGCGGACUGGCAGGCUGUUUGGGGGCCUUGUCCAGGACGUGCGCCGGAAGGCCUUGUGGUACCCCAGCGAUUUCUUGGACGCCCUGCACCCUCAGUGCUUCUCAGCCAUACUCUACAUUUACCUGGCCACGGUCACCAACGCCAUUACUUUUGGGGGGUUGCUGGGAGACGCCACCGACGGUGCCCAGGGGGUGCUGGAAAAUUUCCUAGGUACGGCGGUGGCUGGAGCUGCCUUCUGCCUGCUGGCAGGCCAGCCCCUCACCAUCCUGAGCAGCACUGGGCCAGUGCUGGUCUUUGAGCGCCUGCUCUUCUCCUUCAGCAGAGAUUACGGCUUGGACUACCUACCCUUCCGCCUGUGGGUGGGUAUCUGGGUGUCCACCUUUUGCCUGGUGCUGGUGGCCACAGAGGCCAGUGUGCUAGUGCGCUACUUCACCCGCUUCACCGAGGAAGGCUUCUGUGCCCUCAUCAGCCUCAUCUUCAUCUAUGAUGCCGUGGGCAAAAUGCUGAGCUUGGCCCAUGCCUAUCCCAUCCAAAGACCUGGCCCUGGCCUAGCAGGGUCCAUUGCCUAUGGCUGCCUCUGCGAGUUCCCAGGCCCAGGAGGAAAUGAGUCUCAAUGGACAAAGACAAGGUUAAAAGAUACCGAUAACAUCUUAAGCAUGGACCUAGGCCUGGUCAAUGCAUCGUUGCUGCCCCCAUCUGAGUGUGCCCAGUUGGGAGGCCACCCUCGUGGCCCCAGCUGUCAUACGGUCCCAGACAUCGCCUUCUUCUCCCUCCUCCUCUUCCUUAUCUCCUUCCUCUUUGCCGUGGCCCUCAAGCAUAUUAAGACCAGCCGCUUCUUCCCCUCUGUGGUACGUAAAGUGCUCGGUGACUUCAACUCGGUUUUGGCCAUCCUGUUGGGCUGUGGCCUGGAUGCUUUCCUGGGCCUAGCCACACCAAAGCUCAUGGUGCCCAGAGAGUUCAAGCCCACCCUCUCUGGGCGUAACUGGCUGGUGUCACCCUUUGGAGCUAACCCCUGGUGGCUGAGCUUGGCAGCAGCCCUGCCUGCCCUACUGUUGUCUAUUCUCAUCUUCAUGGACCAGCAGAUCACAGCGGUCAUCCUCAACCGCACAGAGUAUCAACUGCAGAAAGGGGCUGGCUUCCACCUGGACCUCUUCUGUGUGGCUAUGUUGAUACUGCUCACCUCAGCACUUGGGUUGCCCUGGUAUGUCUCGGCCACUGUCAUCUCCUUGGCCCACAUGGACAGUCUUCGGAGGGAGAGCAAAGCCUGUGCCCCUGGGGAGCACCCCCCCUUCCUGGGCAUCAGGGAACAGAGGCUGACGGGCCUGGUGGUGUUCAUUCUUACAGGAGUUUCCAUCUUCCUGGCACCUAUCCUCAAGUUCAUCCCAAUGCCUGUGCUUUAUGGUAUCUUCUUGUACAUGGGGGUGGCAGCACUUAGCAGCAUCCAGUUCACCAAGAGGGUGCAGCUCUUGUUGAUGCCAGCAAAACACCAGCCGGACCUGCUGCUCUUGCGGCAUGUGCCUUUGAGCAGAGUCCACCUCUUCACGGCCAUCCAGCUUGCCUGCCUGGGUCUGCUUUGGACAAUCAAGUCUACCCCUGCAGCCAUCAUCUUCCCCCUCAUGUUGCUGGGCCUAGUGGGGGUCCGAAAAGCACUGGAGUGGAUCUUCUCACCACAAGAACUUCUUUGGCUGGAUCAGCUGAUGCCAGAGGGGGAGCGGAGCAUCCCUGAGAAGGGGCUGGAGCCAGAGCAUUCACUCAGUGGAAGUGACAGCGAGGAUUCGGACCUGAUGUAUCAGCCAAAGGCUCCAGAAAUCAACAUCUCUGUGAAUUAGCUGGAGAACCCAGGAAGCUGAGCAUGAGGUGAGGGUGUGAAAGGAGUGUUCCUGGUGUCAGACCUGGAAACAUCCAGUAUGUAGACCAGCCCUGUUUUCUCUUCACACUCCAGUUCCUCUUGAACCCUGGAGUGGAGCUAGGGGUAGAAAGGUCUCUUCAGAGGGCAAGAGUGAAACAAGCAAUGGGUACCUAGGCUUGGCUUCCUGCGGUUCUGAAGUCUGACCAGUAGAGGGAGCUCAAGCUCACACUACACGGGAAUGUGGAGCUUGGAGCGGUGAGGUGCCAUGGCAAAAGAAGGGGAAGAAAGGAAUAGGAAACGGAGGAAGGAUAGAGCCCGGUCCUCCUUCCCAUUGUCCCAGAGUCUCCUCGCAUAGGCUGUGGAGAACCACACUCCAGACAAGUGGAGGGAUCCUCUGUCACUUGCCCUUUCUGCUACUUAUUCAUUUUUUUUAUUCAUCCAUAUUCAGACAUUAUGAGUACCUGUCAUGUGAGAGCCCAGCCCUGGUGGCACAGUGGUUAAGAGCUCACCUGCUAACCAAAAGGUUGACAGCUGGAAUCCACCAGCCCUAUGGGGCAGUUCUACUCUGUCCUAUAAGGUAGCUAUGAGUUAGAAUCAACUCCGUGGGAACAGGUUUGGUUUGGUCAUGUGCACAAGUGGUUUGCACUCAGCUGCUAAUCAAAAGGUUGGUGGUGUGAACUCACCCAGUGACACUGCAGAAGAGAGGCCUGGUGAUCUGCUUUCGUAACGAUUACAGCCAAGAAAACUAUAUGGAGCACAGUUCAACUCUGUAACAGAUGGGGUCACUACAAAUUGGAUUCAACUGGACAGCACUGGGUUUGGUUUGGUUUGGUUUGGUUCAGUCAUGUGAGUAUGUAGGUACUAGAGAUAAAUGCUGAGUAAGACAAUCAUGGUCCCUGACCUCAGGAAGCUUGAAUCCUAGUGAGAGAGUCAAACAAAUAAACAGGUAAUGGUAUAUGAGGGAAGCACAGGCUGUGGGAGCCGAGAGGCAUCUAACCCCUUCUUGGAAGUUAGUGAGGGUGGAGUGUGGGAGUUCAGGAAGCCUUUCAAGAGGAAUUGGUCCAUAAUUUGAAAUCUGAAGAAUUAAUAGAAGCUAGCCAGCAUGAGAUGGAAGAAGGAUGUUUUAGGCAGAGGGCACCAAACAAAACAAAACCGAAACCAAACCCAUUACCAUCAAGUCGAUUAUAACUCAUAGGACCCUAUAGGACAGAGUAGAACUGCUCCAUAGUGUUUCCGAGGCUUUAAAUCUUUAUGGAAGUGGUUUGUCACAUCUCUGCCACGGAGCAUCUGGUGGGUUCGUGAACCAUCGACGUUUCGGUUAGCAGUUGAGAGCUUAACCAGUAUGCCAGCAGGGCUCCUUCUGGCAGAGAGCAUAACAGAUACAAAAGCCUGAAACUAUUUGCCCCUGAUAAACUGAACUCUCUUUUGGACCACAGAGCACCCACUUCUCCAAGUCCCUCCAGAGGGAGCCCAAAAGUCCCUACUGGGGUUAACAGGAGAAGGGGGGAUCCAUCAGCUGUCCCAGAGCAGGAUCUCUUGGGUUUCACUUAUCC